Molecule: messenger RNA, 6032 nt
Organism: Vigna angularis (adzuki bean)
Lineage: Eukaryota; Viridiplantae; Streptophyta; Magnoliopsida; Fabales; Fabaceae
Product: retrovirus-related Pol polyprotein from transposon RE1
Exons: 2
Coding region: 1593-3884 (763 amino acids)
Biological process (GO): DNA integration
Molecular function (GO): nucleic acid binding
Source: RefSeq, a predicted model, not a curated record
UCUUGUAUUAAUUUAUUCUUAUAAAUACAAGAUUAUGAGAGGGAUCAAUUAAGCCCUCUAGAAUUAUUUUACAAUUUAAUUCUAAAGUUGGUAUCAGAGCGGGUCGAUCCCACUUUGGGAGACUGGUUGGAAAACUGAUUUAUCUUACUAUUACAAGGCCAGAUCUAUCCUUUGUAGUUGGAGUGGUUAGUCAGUUCAUGUAGCUUCAUGUGUUGACCAUUGGAAUGCUCUCAUUUGCAUUCUAAGGUAUGUCAAAAAGGCGCCUGGACAAGGAUUGUUAUAUGAAGAUAAAGGAAGUAUUCAGGUCUCUGUGUAUUGUGAUGCAGAUUGGGCAGGUUCGCCUAUUGAUAGACAGUCUACUACAGGAUAUUGUGUUUUUCUGGGAGGAAACAUUAUUUCAUGGAAAAGUAAGAAACAAAAUGUAGUAGCUCGAUCAACCGCUAAAGCCAAGUAUAGGACAAUGGCAUCACUAACAUGUGAACUUAUAUGGGUGAAACAAUUCCUUCAAGAGCUUAAAUUCUAUGACAUCCAUACUAUGAAGAUGUAUUGCGACAAUCAAGUUGCUCUCCACAUUGCAUCAAAUCCAGUGUUUCACAAGAGGACUAAACAUAUAGAAAUUGAUUGUCAUUUUGUUCGUGAAAAAUUGUUGACUAAAGAAAUAUGUACUGAGUUUAUUGGGUCAAACGAUCAACUCGCAUAUGUAUUGACCAAGUCAUUAAAGGGCCCUCGGAUUGAGUUUAUUUGUUCCAAGCUUGGUACAUACAAUUUGUAUGCUCCAACUUGAGGGGGAGUGUUAGGAUAUUUAUCCUAUUUUAUCAUCAUUAUAUUGUGUCAAGGGUUACCCUAUUUAUCAUGAUUAUAUUGUGUCUACUGGUUGGAAAACUGAUUUAUCUUACUAUUACAAGGCCAGAUCUAUCCUUUGUAGUUGGAGUGGUUAGUCAGUUCAUGUAGCUUCAUGUGUUGACCAUUGGAAUGCUCUCAUUUGCAUUCUAAGGUAUGUCAAAAAGGCGCCUGGGCAAGGAUUGUUAUAUGAAGAUAAAGGAAGUAUUCAGGUCUCUGGGUAUUGUGAUGCAGAUUGGGCAGGUUCGCCUAUUGAUAGACGGUCUACUACAAGAUAUUGUGUUUUUCUGGGAGGAAACAUUAUUUCAUGGAAAAGUAAGAAACUGUUGUAAUUAGAGAAAACCUUACUAAGUAUUUUUCUAUAAUUAUUUAGGUAUGAGGUGCCUAACCUAGGGGUGCCUAACAUAGGAGGUGCCUAACUUAGAGGUGCCUAACUUUUACUCCUAUAAAUACAUUAGUAUGUUGUAAUAAUAUGUAUUGAAAUAAAUAUAGUUCUACAUGUUUCUCAAGAUGGUAUCAGAGCUCCCGAUCUUGGGAGCUCUGUUUCCGCUGCACUGAUAAGCUACCAGCCACCAGCAACAGCAGCUGUCCAGGCCGCGUUUGUCGCUGUCCAGACACCGUUUGGCGCUGUCCAGGCACCGUUUGGCGCUGUCCAGGCGCCGUUUGCCGCUGUCUGGCGCCGUUUGCCGCUGUCCGGCACCGUUUUCCGCUGUUUCGUCAGCAGAUAGGGUCCCCAGAUUGCAUUCCCAAGAAUGUCUGAGGUAAAAUUUAUUCCUUUGGGUCCUAAUGAUCUUCCAAAUAUGAUAGGUGCCUAUCGGUUGGAUGGGCGGAAUUUCUUACAAUGGAGCCAGUACAUUCGAAGGAUUCUCAAGGGUCGUUCAAGACUAGACCACAUAGAUGGUGGAGGACCAGAACCAGAGGACUCAAACUUCCUAAUGUGGGACAAUGAAGAUUCACUAAUUAUGACUUGGAUGUGGCAUUCCAUGGUUCCUGAGAUAAGUCGAAAUUACAUGUUUCAUUCUUCUGCCAAGGAGAUAUGGGAUGAUUUACAAAAUACUUUUUCAUUAAAAAAGGAUUUUGCUGCAUGUUAUGACAUUGAGAGCAGGAUAUUUAAUACAAAACAGGGCUCACAUUCUAUAUCAGAAUAUCAUGGAAUUUUGAAUGGUCUUUGGAUUGAAUUAGAUCAAUACCAAACAAUAAAGAUGUGUAAGACAGAUGCUGCCGCACAUGCUGAAGUCGUGGAAAGAGGAAGAAUCUUUAAAUUUCUCCAUGGCCUAAAUCAAGAGUAUGACCCAAUUAGGGUACAGAUCUUAGGAAGAGAAAAAUUAUCUUCCUUAUCAGAAGUUUUUUUUAUGGCAAGAGGAGAAGAAACUCGAAGAGCUGUCAUGCUUGAUGGGGGGAUCUCCAACAUAGGCUCUGCCAUGACAACCGGAAAGGGAUUCCACAAAGGAACGAGCACUGGAGGAAACUCAUUUGAAAGAGGAAAUCGUGGAGAUUAUUAUACUGGAGGAAAGUCAUUUGAAACAGGAAAUCGUGGAGAUUAUUGUUCAUUUUGUAGAAGAUCUGGACAUACCAAAGAAACAUGCUUCAGACUCCAUGGGAAAAGUAAUGUUCUAGAGCGUAUGAGGAAUAACAAAGGGCCUACUAAAAAAUGGGUAAAUCACACUACCUCAGAACAGGAAGCCACCAAUCAAUCUAAUGUUUCUCCACCACCAGAUCUUGACAUGAAAGCUUAUAAGGAAGAACUCGACCGCUUGAAAGCAAUGGUUGAAUCAAUGAGAGCAACUGAUCAUAUGACACCUUGUCGUGUGUCUUUCAACUCAUAUGAUGAAAGCAGUAAAGAACAACUUAUUACUGUUGCGAAUGGUCAGGGUAUACCUAUAUGUGGCUCUGGGAAUAUAGUUUUGGAAUCAUCCAUUAUAUUAAAGGGCGUUUUACAUGUUCCACAAUUAGCCAAUAAUCUUAUCUCUGUGCAAAAACUCACAAAGGAUUUAAAUUGUUCAGUAAUAUUUUUCUCCACUCAUUGUGUUUUUCAGGAUCUUGCCACGGGGAAGACGAUUUUAACUGCUAAGGAGCAAAGUGGGUUGUAUCUAUUAGAGACUAAUGACCAAAGCACAACAAAUAUUUUGAGUCUACAAGCUACAUCUGAGACGUGGGCAAACUCUCAAAUAUGGCUUCAUCAUAAAAGGCUUGGACAUCCUUCAUUUAACGUUAUCAAGUCUUUAUUUCCCCAUUUGUUUACCAAUGAGUCUGUUGAGUCUUUUAAUUGUGAUAUUUGUCAAUUAUCAAAACAUCAUCGUGCAUCUUAUCCUAUUAGUAAUAAAAAGAGUACUUCUCCUUUUGAUUUAAUUCACACUGAUGUUUGGGGACCAGUUGUCGCAUCUAUUUCUGGAGCAAAAUGGUUUGUUACCUUUAUUGACGAUUGCACUCGUGUCACAUGGACAUACCUUAUGAGCAAUAAAUCUGAAGUUUUCCAAAUCUUUGUUAAAUUUUUUCAUCUUGUCCAAAAUCAAUUUGGAAGAAAUAUCAAAAGAAUUCGGUCUGAUAAUGGUACUGAAUAUGUUCAUCAUGAAUUCCUCAAUUUUUUCUCUCAUAAUGGUAUUGUUCAUGAACUUACAUGUGUAAACACUCCUCAACAAAAUGGGAUUGCGGAGAGAAAGAAUCGUCAUCUCCUUGAAGUAACUAGAGCUCUUCUUUUUCAAAUGUCUGUUCCAAAAAUUUACUGGGGGGAAGCAGUGUUAACUGCCACAUAUCUCAUCAAUAGGUUACCUACCCGUGUCUUAAACGGCAUUAGUCCUAUAGAGUCUUUAUUGUCUUUUGUUCCUUCUUCCCCUUUAAUAUCAAGUCUGCCUAGUAGAAUUUUUGGAUGUAUUGCUUUUGUUCACUCUCAUCACCCUAAUCGUAGCAAAUUAGAUCCAAAAGCCCUUAAAUGUAUCUUUAUAGGGUAUCCUUCUAAUAAAAAAGGGUACAAAUGUUAUCAUCCUCAGAGUCGUCGCAUCUUUAUCAGCAUGGAUGUCACAUUUCAUGAAACACAGUCCUUUUAAGUCAGUUCACCACUUCAAGGGGAGAAAACACUUGAAAUGGAUGAACUCUCCUUCUUGUCAUUACCAUGUCAGUCUUCGCAGGAUGCCCAAGACCUGAGCAAUGAAACUAUCAGGAUCCAUAAUAAGGAUGAAGAAGAAGACAAAUUUUUUGGUCAAAAAUAUGAAAGAAGAAAACAACCCACUUCGACUCUAGAGCAAGAAAAAUUGUCUAAUUCGGAGGUGAGAAUCCCUGAAGACAACAUCGAAGAGGUAAGUAUUACUGAUGACUUGCCCAUUGCAUUGAGAAAAGAAAGGAGAUCAUGUGCUAAAUAUCCCAUUUCUCAACAUGUUUGCACUAACAAUCUCUCUGAUAAGCAUAGAAGUUUUAUUGCUGCCAUUGAUGCAACAAAAAUUCCUACCUCAAUCCAAGAAGCCAUGAAACUUGAACAUUGGACUCAAGCCAUGAAAGAAGAGAUGAAUGCAUUAGAAAGAAAUUCAACUUGGGAAAUUGUUGACAAGCCAAGAGACAAGAAGGCAGUAGGAUGUAGAUGGCUAUUCACAGUGAAACAUAAGGCGGAUGGAACAAUAGAAAGAUAUAAAGCGAGACUGGUGGCAAAAGGCUAUACUCAAACCUAUGGGAUUGACUAUGAGGAGACAUUUGCUCCUGUGGCAAAGAUGAAUACAGUUCGAGUUAUUCUUGCUUUGGCGGCUCAUUUUAGAUGGGACUUACACCAGUUGGAUGUAAAGAAUGCCUUUCUUCACGGAGAUCUGGAAGAGGAAGUUUACAUGGAUAUUCCCCCAGGGUUUGAAGUGAAAAAUGAACGAAACAAGGUUUGUCUCCUAAAGAAAGCAUUGUAUGGUCUUAAGCAAUCCCCUAGAGCAUGGUUUGGAAGAUUUACAAAAGCAAUGAUUUCCUUGGGAUACAGACAAAGCCAAGGAGACCACACUCUGUUCAUAAAACAUUCAUCUACAGGUAAACUUACCCUAUUGCUUGUCUAUGUGGAUGACAUGAUUAUUGCAGGAGAUGACGAAGCAGAAAAGUUGGCAUUAAAAGAAAAACUGGCAGCUCAAUUUGAAAUAAAAGACCUAGGAAAACUUAAAUACUUUCUUGGAAUAGAGGUUGCUUACUCCAAGGAAGGAAUAUUCAUCUCCCAAAGGAAAUAUGUACUUGAUCUCCUCAAAGAAACGGGAAAACUGGGAUGUCGAACUUCAACAAUUCCUAUAGAACAGAAUCAUAGAAUUGGAAGUGAAGAAAGUGCUCCUGUAGAGAAGACCCAGUAUCAAAGAUUAGUAGGAAAACUAAUCUAUCUAUCACACACAAGACCAGACAUUGCCUAUGCAGUUAGUGUAGUAAGCCAAUUCAUGCAUGAUCCAAGAAAUAGACACAUGCAAGCAGUUGAUAAAAUUCUCCAGUACUUGAAGUCAAGUCCAGGGAAGGGAUUGUUGUUUAAAAGGGAAGACACAUUAGGUAUGAAAAUAUAUACUGAUGCUGAUUAUGCAGGGUCUAUUACUGAUAGAAAAUCUACUUCUGGGUAUUGUAUGUUUCUUGGAAAUAGUCUGGUAACAUGGAGGAGCAAAAAGCAAGACAGAGUAUCUCGCUCUAGUGCAGAAGCUGAAUUUCGAGCCCUUGCUCAAGGAAUGUGUGAAGGACUUUGGAUGAAAAUCAUUUUGGAUGAUCUUAAAAUUAAGAUAGACAGUCCUGUGCAACUAUACUGUGACAAUAAGUCUGCCAUAAGCAUUGCUCAUAAUCCAGUACAACAUGACAGGACAAAGCACAUUGAGAUUGACAGACACUUUAUAAAAGAUAAUCUAGACAGAGGCUUUAUGAUUACAACUCAUGUUCCAACAGGUCUUCAGCUAGCAGAUAUUUUUACAAAAGGGCUACCUCACGGAAGAUUUCAAGAUCUUGUAAGCAAGUUGGGAAUGAUUGAUAUUCAUUUACCAACUUGAGGGGGAGUGUUGUAAUUAGAGAAAACCUUACUAAGUAUUUUUCUAUAAUUAUUUAGGUAUGAGGUGCCUAACUUAGGGGUGCCUAACAUAGGAGGUGCCUAACUUAGAGGUGCCUAACUUAAGGAGGUGCCUAACUUUUACUCCUAUAAAUACAUUAGUAUGUUGUAAUAAUAUGUAUUGAAAUAAAUAUAGUUCUACAUGUUUCUCAAGAGAAACAAA